AGCUAUUUUUAUUGACCAGUUGAGCGCCGUUCUGAAAACUGUUGAAGAUUAAAAACUCUUGUCCUCUUCUAUUCUUCUCCGAUUCUCCUUUUACUCCCAGCAGUGAAGACCAAUCGCGGACCGUGAGCCCUACUGCCAAAAUGCCUGAAAUUAAAAAAUCAAAGAUUUCAGCAUCUCGCAAGCUCAUGCUUAAGAGCAUGUUGCUGGCAAAAGCUAACGAGGCAUUAGAGCAAGAAAUGAUGGAAAGAGAUGAUGAAAAGGAAAAGUUUCUUGGAGAAAGAGUCCCCCCAGUAAAAAUAGCUGGGUUGUCCUUCAGCCAGCUGCAGGAGCUGUGCAGCGAACUUCAAGGGAAAGUGCACAUUGUGGACGAGGAGCGAUAUGAUUUUGAAGCCAAAGUGCUACAUAACAAGAGAGAGAUCCAGGACCUGACUCUGAAAGUUUUUGAUCUGAGAGGGAAGUUUAAACGCCCCACUCUUCGUCGGGUCCGCGUUUCUGCUGAUGCUAUGUUGAGGGCUCUGCUGGGUUCCAAGCAUAAAGUAUCCAUGGACCUCAGAGCCAACCUGAAGUCGGUCAAAAAGGAAGAUUCAGAAAAGGAACGUCCAGCUGGAGUCAGUGACUGGCGUAAAAAUGUGGAAGCAAUGUCUGGAAUGGAAGGCAGGAAGAAAAUGUUUGAUGCUGCAAAAGCCCCAACUGGGCAAUAAUUUUACUUCAAGAGAUUCAAUUCAAGAUACGUCCUUUCCCAGUAUCUCUAGCUUUACAUGCUCACAUUUCCCUGCUUUUGAAGGUGUCCAGAAUCCAGUGGGAAAACAGUGGCCACACCGGAUGAUAAACAAUGAAGAAUUCUAUUUUAAGACAAUAAAUAUAAAAUAAUUAACUGUGAUGUUCUGCAAAUCCUGUAAAUUCAAAUGAAAUAAAAGUAAACUUACUGCCUGGGUGAAGAAGUUAA
Amblyraja radiata (thorny skate) is the source of this 946-nucleotide messenger RNA. RefSeq names its product troponin I, slow skeletal muscle. Lineage: Eukaryota; Metazoa; Chordata; Chondrichthyes; Rajiformes; Rajidae. Gene Ontology annotation, cellular component: troponin complex. The record is from RefSeq and is a predicted model, not a curated record. Bases 141 to 701 code for a protein of 186 amino acids. Gene Ontology annotation, biological process: cardiac muscle contraction; skeletal muscle contraction. The transcript has 8 exons.